Molecule: messenger RNA, 5566 nt
Organism: Drosophila willistoni
Lineage: Eukaryota; Metazoa; Arthropoda; Insecta; Diptera; Drosophilidae
Gene: zld
Product: AF4/FMR2 family member lilli
Exons: 1
Coding region: 215-5398 (1727 amino acids)
Source: RefSeq, a predicted model, not a curated record
CAAAAAAAAAAACACAAAAAAAAAAAAACCAAAACCAAUCAAACGAAACAACAAUUAUAAAGGAUACAAUGCUAGCAGCAGCAACAACACCAAAAGGAACGACUACUACAGCAACAACAACAACCACAACGAUAGCAAGAUCAUAAACAUAAAGUUGACACAUGAGCAACAUCGGGAGUGAAACGAAGCAAUUGACUUAUGUGGCGGCCGGUUCAUGGCUAGCAUAAAAAGUGAAAUGCCGCCACUGCAUGCGGCCGAGGCGCUUGUAGCCUCCAGCAGCAGCAGCAGCAGUGUUGCCGAUAGUGGUGGUGGCAGCGGCGGCGGAGGAGGAGGAGCGCCACCGCCAACAGCAGCAGCUGCAACAUCAGCAAGUGGAGGAUUAGGAGUGGGUGCCACCUCUAGUAGUGCCGAUAGAGGCGGUGGCAGUGCACCAGCAACACCAAAUGCAACAAUUAGUGCUGCAGCCGAUUCCAGUGAUAAUCAACCGGGUACACCUCAACCCACACAACAGCAACAGACACAGCAGCUGCCGCAGCAGCAACAGCAGCAGCAGCCACAAAGCAUGUCUAGCAGUGAUCCUCAGGUGACGGGCAUUACCCAUCAACCGUAUGCCAAUCACCAUCAUAUGUAUUCAACGCCAGCUCAAUCUCAAUCAUUGGCUAUGCAACAGCAGCAGCAGCAACAACAGCAGCAACAUCAGCAGCAGCAGCAGCAACAACUAUAUGGUGGUCUCUAUUCAAGCGAUAUGCAACAACAGGGCAGCUAUGCCACUAGCUACAUUAACAGCUAUGAGCAAUUCUAUCAACAGCAGCAGCAACAGCAACAACAACAGCAGCAGCAGCAACAGCAACAGACUCCUGACUAUUCCUACGGAUCGUCAGUACAAAGCAGCUCUUCCAGUGUACGUUAUCAUCCUUACCUGCAAACUCCAACAUCAGCGGUGAUUGCUGGCGAGGAUGCUGGAACAGCUCCUAGUGCCGUUAGCACCACAACAACAACCACCACAUCGGCAAUGAGUCCCCGUGUGGUUAGCAGCAGUAGUCCCACAUCAACGUCAUCGCAUCUGCAACUGGCCAAUGGCCAGACACCAGGAUCGCCGUCAAACGGUGGCGGCAGCAACAGCGGAGGCGGCAAUUGUAAAUUGCAAUGCAAAAAAUGCGGCAUCCUGACCACCAACGAGUCAGAGUUGCAGGAGCAUAUUGCCAAUGUGCAUGGCGAAUCACCUUAUGGUAGUAGUGGCUAUGCCAGUUCACCAUACAUCAAAGAGGAGCCACAACCAGCUCAGGCGAAUCCCGGUGAGCUAUUGGAUUUGGAUUCACAGAAAAUGGUAUACCAUCAGCAAUUGUUGCAGCAGCAGCAGCAGCAACAACAGCAGCAGCAGCAACAGCACGAGACCAUUGUCCCCGGUGGUCUUCCCAUGCCACUGGCUCUGCCCGAUCCCUUGCACUCCAUGCAAUCAAUGCAACAACGAGCCCUCCACAGUUGGGAUCAGCCGCAGAGUCAGGCGGUGGACACCGGACUGCCAGCAUAUAUGCAGCCAGUGGGCGUUGGUGUGGUCGGAGUCGACAAGUCGCCAUAUUAUUCACCCAAACAGUCACCCUACAGUCACCAUCAAGCCCCAGGCAGUCUCAUCAAGCAGGAGUAUGGCCUCAUCAAGGCCGAGUAUCCGGACUCCCAGCACUAUGUGGACAAAUCCUUUGAUCCCACAGCCGGCGGGGGUCCAACGGGUGAUCUUUGUGCCACCAGUCCCGCGGAAUUCCCCAGCACUACAACAGGCGGACCCGGUCAGGAUGCCACCGGCGCCACAAGCGGUGCUGGCGGUGCGGCUGGCUAUCGUAAUUUUGAACCACCCACCUCGAGCUCUGUAUUGCCGGCCAAUAGUCUAACGGCCAAGGCGGCCACCUGGAAAUCGAAUGAGGCUCGUCGGCCCAAAACCUAUAAUUGUACCGCCUGCAACAAGUGGUUCACCAGCUCCGGCCAUCUGAAGCGGCACUACAAUACGACGUUGCACAAGAAUGCUGUCAAGUCAAGCGGUCAACCGGAUCCUGCCACAUUGCCCAUAUCGGCCCAUCAUCAUCCAUCACGGGAUCCGGUCACUAAGAGCAGUAGGCGUGGCAAUGCUGCUGCUGCAGCAGCGGCUGCGGCGGCAGCAGCUGCCGCUGCCGCUUCUGGUGUCAAUUCGGUGCAAGCAGGAACUGGAGGAGGACCACCGCCGCCGCCAAAUAAUGUGCAACCGCCGGAACCGCCUAGAAGUCCGCCCGAUUAUGGAGGAGGUGGGGGCGGGGUUCAAGGGGUGGGCGGGUACUCGGCCUCGCCGUCACCCACCACAAAUGGUGCCAGCAAUGGCUAUCCGAGCAAUGGCUAUGGCUACAUGCAACAACAACAACAACAACAAGUGCAAUCCACGACAAACGCUUCACCACAGCAUGCUUCCAAUCAUCAUCACCAACAACAACAACAACAACAACAACAACAGCAGCAGCAACAACAACAGCAGCAGCACAACUCCGUUUUGAACGGUCACCCAAACGGGCUAGCAGGUCCCUCCGCCCCACACAACAUCAACAACAACAUCAACAACAACAACAACAACAAACCAAUGCCGUCCUCCCAAAUGAGGGGCCUGCUGAACAAAACAACAACCAUCACACCAACCACAACAACAACAACCACCAUACCCAUACCCAUACCCAUCCCCAUGCCCAUGCCCAUGGCCAUGCCCAUAUCCAUGGCCAUGCCCACCACCCACAUGCCACAAGCAAUAGCUAUAAAGAGCGAGCUAACGGAGGACAGCAACAACACCAUCCACAACAACAGCAGCAUCAAACAGGAGGAGCAGCAACAGGAGGAGGAAAUGGCGAGAGCGGAAACGGCAACACAUCACAGCAGCAGUCGCAGCUCAAUGGCCAUGGAGGAGGAGGAGGAAUUGGAGGAGGAGGAGGAAUUAUCGGGGGAGCUAUCGGAGGUUCUGGAGGAGCAGGAGGAUCAGGCGAUAGCAGCCGAUCACCGCCAGCAGGUGGAUCAGCAGCAGCAGCAGCAGCAGCAGGUCAAUUAUCUGCUGGCGCAACGACAAUAUCACAGCAGCACCCCCAACUCCAGCACCAGCAACCACAGCAACAGCUUGGUCAGCAGCAGCAGCAGCUCGCCCCAUCCCCUUACUACCACCACCACCACCCACAUUUACCACCAGGAGCCGCAGGCAAUGGAUUUCUCGCGCACCACCACCACCACCCUCACCCAGCCGCAGCCGCUGCCGCCGCCUAUGGGAAUGCCGCUGCCGCCUAUGGGAAUGGAUUACAACAUGCUGGCUUUGGAUAUGCCCAGCAAUAUGCUGCAGUGCAGCAGCACCAGCACCACGCCGCUAGCUACUAUCACCACCACCAGUAUGGACACUAUGCAGCCGCCGCUGCAGCAUCUGGUGCACCAUUACCAGGCGGCGGUGCUCCAACAGCAGCAACAGCCAUUGGACCAGGAGGAACAGCAACAGCAGCAGCAGCACCACCACCACCACCUCCAGCAUCAUCAGCAGCAGCAGCAACAAUUGCAGGAGCAGGAGGAUCAUCAUCACCAUCAUCUGCAUCCUCAGCAGCAGCAGCAGCAGCAGCUAAUGCUACGGGACAAUAUGCCGCACAGCAGCAGCAGCAACAGUUCCCCACCGCCGCCGCUGCCGCCGCACAUGUCGCCCAUGCCCAUCACCACCACCACCACAGCGCAGCAGCUGCUGCCGCUGCAGCUGCAGCCGCUGCCGCCGCCGCCGCACAUCACCAGCACCAUGCCCAUGCCCACCAUGCCCAUGCCCAUCAUGCCGCCGCCGCCGCCAUGUUACCAGCAGCUGCAGCCGCUGGAGCACACAAUGAGCUAUCACACUAUUAUUGGUAAUGAGGCUGCCGCCGCCGCAGCCGCUGCUGCCGCUGCCGCCGGCGCCUCGACUGGCGGAACUUAUGGCGAUGGACAACAUCAGAUUCUCCAAUUGAUGCCCGCCUCACUGUUUGCCCCCUAUGCACCGCUGUCGCCCUAUUCGGUGGCUGCGCAGAGAUCACCGCAAGAGGGGGAUUUGCCGCCGGUGCACACAUUGACAACGGCAUUGCAUGCCCAAUUACAGGGACAACACGAGGCGCAGACGCCGACGACAACACCCACAUUGACUGUGUUGGCCAGUGCCACGCCCUAUUCGCCAACAGUGAGCAGUUCGAGGGCAACACCAGCCUUGGAAUUAGAAAUGGCCACAAUGAUGGUGCAUCAGCAGCAGCAGCAGGAUUAUGAAUUGCAGCCAUAUCAAUUGCAGCAACAACAACAACAACAUCAUCAUCAGCAGCAGCAGCAGCAACAGCUAGAUCAUCUCCAACAGCAGCAGCAGCAGCAGCAGCAACAACAGCAGCAGCAACAACUCGAGAUCCAAAUGCAACAGGUGGAACCAAUACAAACGCAAACGCAAACAAAAAAACGACGAGCUCCAGCUGGAACGGCAACCGGUGGAGCAGCUAAACGGCGUCGCAACAGCAGCAUUGGCAGUGGAUCAACAUCACCACAUUCGACCACAUUGCCAUCGGGUCGCAUCAAAUGCCUGGAAUGUGACAAGGAGUUCACCAAAAAUUGCUACCUAACGCAGCACAACAAGAGCUUUCAUUCCGGUGAGUAUCCAUAUCGAUGCCAGAAAUGUGGCAAACGAUUCCAGAGCGAAGAUGUCUAUACAACGCAUCUGGGGCGACAUCGCACCCAGGAUAAGCCCCAUAAAUGCGAGCUAUGUCCCAAGCAAUUCCAUCACAAGACCGAUCUCCGGCGACAUGUCGAGGCCAUUCAUACGGGCCUCAAGCAGCAUAUGUGCGAUAUCUGUGAGAAGGGUUUCUGUCGCAAAGAUCAUUUGCGAAAGCAUCUCGAGACCCAUAAUCGGCCACGUGUAGUGGGUAAAAAGGCGGCAGCAGCAGCAGCAGCUGCAGCAGCAGCAGCGGCGGCAGCAGCGGCAACACAAGCUACUACCCCGACUGCUGCUACUGGCACCACCUCCAUUACAACCACUAACACUAUCAAGGCAGCCUUUAGCCGGAUUGAGAUUGCAUCAAAUCAAGACCAACAGCAGCAGCAGCAGCAACAACAACAGCAGCAACAGUUGCUGCUACUGCAGUCCCAUCAAAACAAUCUCAAUCCGAGUCUGAAGCGUUGCAUUGAUGAUGUGGCCGCCGAUGAUGAUAGUUUGCUCGACGACGAUGACGAAGAUAAUGAGGAAGAGGAUGAUGAGGAGGAUGAAGAGUUGGGGGAUCAUCAUGCUCAUCAUCAUCAACAACAACAACAGCAACAACAACAACAUCUUCUGAUUAAGAAUGAAUUUGUUGAGAUGAAGCCAGAGAAUGAGUAUGAAGAAGAUUUUCAAUUGAUUGAAAAGAAUAUUGAACUAUAUUGACAAGGCUAAAAGACCUCCUUGUCCCUUCCAUUCAUCCGGAUUCCUUAAGGUUUUGAAAUGCUCUGGAACUUUGUAAACUAAUCGAUAUUCGAAUUCCAUUCUAAAUGCGAAAGAACACCAGAAAAACCCAAAAACUCAUUUGAUUUGCCAAAAAAAAAGAAAGAAAAA